AUGGCUGUAUAUGAGGAACCCUAUGUCGAGGACUACAACUCGGAGCUGUCUGAGGCCAUCCCUCUGACAAGACGGCAAACAACAAAGCGUGCUUCGGGUCUGUCAAACUCGAUAUCUGCUGAUUCAACCAGCUAUGAGCCAGAGAGUACAAAUGUGUCGGAUUCUGGAUACUCAUCACACGCUGAGGCCAGCACCCCAGGAGAGACUCCUCCACCUAAAUCAGCUACCCCAAGUACCCCAUCAAGGAACCAAGCUCGAUCCAGCCGCUCCCCAUCAAACCCGGCACUCCCGCCAUUCACUAGACCGUCGAGCAAGUCCUUCACUCGUGCCCAGGCAUCGGCGGGAACCGUCCCCCGGAAUAUCCCAAGCAGCUACAACACGGUGAGGAGGGAAUACAGGGAGAGCUCGCCGUCAACGUCGACCGGUGGUGCGGAUGAUUGCGAUUGUGCGGAUUGUGGAAAGCCUUCAAAGCCUGUGACUAGCUCCCCAAGUAGAAACAGUGGUGCCUGGCCCGGUAGUGUCCCAGAGCACCCGUACCAUGCUACGUACUCUUCAUCACCCUCUUCUUCUUCGUAUGCUUCUUACCCAUACCCGUCAAAGUACGAUGGUUACAGCGAGAGUGCCCCAACCCACGCUCCGUAUGCCACUGAUCCUCGUGAGGGAUCGUCUUCAAGAAGGGAAAGGUCAUCGACACAGUCAACGAUGCCUCCUCCCCCGAGACCAUUGUCGACUUUUGCAGGUGCUUCAGCAACAACAUCUUCGCACAGCCCAAGUGGAUCGUGGUCGCAAUCCACCUACAGCAGCUCUGGAUAUGUUGGACACGCCUCAUCACCAACUCCAGCGGCGCCGGCUCCAUCCUCAACAUGCCCACCAACGUACUCGUCCUCGAUGUAUCCUCCUCCUCCGAUAGAUACAUCUGUGCAUUCUUCAUCCCACUCAUACGACUACUCGCCUUAUGCUCCUCCGUCAGCAUCCACUACAUAUGGACAUUCUUACACUCCUGACCCGUACAGCCAGAGCCCAGUUCCACCGGCACCAAAUUACUACCAGGAGCCCAGCUACCACUCGGAUAGCCACCACUCGGACAGCUACCAUUCCGACAGCUACCACCAUUCCGACAGCUACCACCAGCCCGAGUACAGCUCCCUGCCACCUCCGCCCGCGUUUACGGGCCGCAGAGGUAGUAUGCGUGCCUCGGCAAGUGCAGCUGUGCUCGACUCCAGCGAGUACUACACUCAGCCAGAAUACACUCACCCACAGGUAGCGCAGCACCGCGAGCGCCGCUCAAGUAACCGUGUCCACAGUUCCGAGAGGCCCACAUCAUGGUACAGCCAGUCACAGUUCCAGGAUGUUCCCAGCAGAAGCAUUUCCGUUCCUCCGGCCCAGCCAGAUCCUCAGGCCGCCCCGACAUCGAGCCGUAGAAUGGCAACACCGCAGCCGAUCAGGAGAAGGGACAGCAGCAACUCACAGGGGUCGGGCUCGCACUCGUCGAGACUUCCGUCGUCGCUUUCUCGCUCGAUGGAGACUUGUGCUAUUGAUGAUGAGCCGCCUUCACGUUCAUCACGCCAUGGCCACAGCCAUCACCGUAGCAGCGGGUACUAUGAGCAUCAUCAGCAUGGUGCUGUCACUCGCAGGGACGCGGGGACUUUGAUGCAGAAUAGCCACAGUAACCGUAGCAGCGACUCGGGAAGCAGUGGGUACAGCCAUGAUAGUGGAAGGGAGGAGCUGGUUGUUCUGGAUUCAGAUGAGCCGUUCACUAUGAGGUACCCGGCGGGCGUGCCGGUCAAGUUGUCGCUUAAUGGUGGCCACUCUCCGAGGACUAUCUCUGUGGGAAACAAGAACGACAACUUUGAGUACUCGAUAGGAUACAAGUACGUCCAGCAGAGGCAGCAGCAGUUGCAUGCUCAGCUGAGUGGAGGAACUGAUCACUAUGAUCGCCGGACAACCAGUGCGGAUUAUUCGCACAGGAGUUAUGAGCGCCAGAGAGUUUAG
This is a messenger RNA of Morchella sextelata, 1992 nucleotides long. RefSeq lists its product as uncharacterized. The record is from RefSeq and is a predicted model, not a curated record. Lineage: Eukaryota; Fungi; Ascomycota; Pezizomycetes; Pezizales; Morchellaceae. Bases 1 to 1992 code for a protein of 663 amino acids. The transcript has a single exon.